This is a messenger RNA of Neurospora tetrasperma FGSC 2508, 1418 nucleotides long. RefSeq names its product glyceraldehyde 3-phosphate dehydrogenase. NCBI's taxonomy places the organism in Eukaryota, Fungi, Ascomycota, Sordariomycetes, Sordariales, Sordariaceae. Gene Ontology annotation, biological process: glucose metabolic process. The record is from RefSeq and is a predicted model, not a curated record. The coding region runs from base 234 to 1250 and encodes 338 amino acids. Gene Ontology annotation, molecular function: NADP binding; oxidoreductase activity, acting on the aldehyde or oxo group of donors, NAD or NADP as acceptor; NAD binding. The transcript is spliced from 3 exons.
GGAGCUCCCCUCCUCUUUUGCCCCUCCUUGCCGACUGGGGAUUACAGGCUGAUAACCAGACUGGACGCAAGCAGGGCAGCUGGAGUCGGCUGGGAAACUAGAUAAUAGAUAGUACAAGAAUCUCCUCCUGCCUCCCAACUUUUUCCUUUCUUUCCUUCUCUUGCUUCAUCAUCAUCCUCGCGAUACCUUCAUCUUUCUAAACAAAACUCUUCUUCCAAACCACAUCAGUCAACAUGGUCGUCAAGGUCGGCAUCAACGGUUUCGGCCGUAUCGGUCGCAUUGUCUUCCGCAAUGCCAUUGAGCACGAUGACAUCCACAUCGUCGCUGUCAACGACCCCUUCAUUGAGCCCAAGUACGCUGCUUACAUGCUCCGCUACGACACCACCCACGGCAACUUCAAGGGCACCAUCGAGGUUGACGGUGCUGACCUCGUCGUCAACGGCAAGAAGGUCAAGUUCUACACUGAGCGCGACCCCGCUGCCAUUCCCUGGUCCGAGACCGGUGCCGACUACAUUGUCGAGUCCACUGGUGUCUUCACCACCACCGAGAAGGCCUCCGCCCACUUGAAGGGUGGUGCCAAGAAGGUCAUCAUCUCUGCCCCCUCUGCUGAUGCCCCCAUGUACGUUAUGGGUGUCAACAACGAGACCUACGAUGGCUCCGCCGACGUCAUCUCCAACGCCUCUUGCACCACCAACUGCUUGGCUCCCCUUGCCAAGGUCAUCCACGACAACUUCACCAUCGUCGAGGGUCUCAUGACCACUGUCCACUCUUACACCGCCACCCAGAAGACCGUCGAUGGUCCUUCCGCCAAGGACUGGCGCGGUGGCCGCACUGCUGCUCAGAACAUCAUUCCCAGCAGCACUGGUGCCGCCAAGGCCGUCGGCAAGGUCAUCCCCGACCUCAACGGCAAGCUCACUGGUAUGGCCAUGCGUGUCCCCACCGCCAACGUCUCCGUUGUCGAUCUUACCGCCCGCAUCGAGAAGGGUGCUACCUACGAUGAGAUCAAGGAGGUCAUCAAGAAGGCCUCUGAGGGUCCCCUCGCUGGCAUCCUUGCCUACACUGAGGAUGAGGUUGUCUCUUCCGACAUGAACGGCAACCCCGCCUCCUCCAUCUUCGAUGCCAAGGCCGGUAUCUCCCUCAACAAGAACUUCGUCAAGCUUGUCUCCUGGUACGACAACGAGUGGGGCUACUCUCGCCGUGUCCUCGACCUCAUCUCCUACAUCUCCAAGGUCGAUGCCAAGAAGGCUUAAAUCGGUUGCGUACCCGCACGGUUAUGAAGUAAUGGUCUUUUCCUAGAUAUGAAGAAAAAAAAAGGGCAAUGAUUCCAUGGGAUUGAACUCGAGCAUGUUGGAUCUCGGGCAGUCCUGCUUAAAGUAAAAUAAUAUCCGAACUCAAAUAGAUACCAAGUUCACUUCCAG